This is a messenger RNA of Synchytrium microbalum, 1404 nucleotides long. RefSeq lists its product as uncharacterized. The coding region runs from base 1 to 1404 and encodes 467 amino acids. Gene Ontology annotation, biological process: amino acid transmembrane transport. Gene Ontology annotation, cellular component: membrane. NCBI's taxonomy places the organism in Eukaryota, Fungi, Chytridiomycota, Chytridiomycetes, Synchytriales, Synchytriaceae. Gene Ontology annotation, molecular function: amino acid transmembrane transporter activity. The transcript is spliced from 10 exons. The record is from RefSeq and is a predicted model, not a curated record.
AUGGCAGACGAGAAGAAGGAGGACGUUGUGAUAGCAGAGCCUGUUACCCAUCAUGUCCAAAGGAAACUCCAAGCUAGACACUUGCAGAUGAUUGCAUUGGGCGGUACCAUUGGUACUGGUCUCUUUGUUGCAUCUGGAAGUACCAUAGUAUCAGCUGGUCCAAUGGGUGGUUUAUUAUCCUACAUCAUCGUCGGUUUAUUGGUAUAUGGAGUCGUUACUGCCUUGGGUGAAAUGGCAACCCUCUAUCCUAUAUCUGGUUCUUUCAACGUUUACGCAUCUCGCUUUGUCGACAAGUCUCUUGGGUUCACCAUGGGUUGGAACUACUGGGCAUCAUGGGCUAUUACCAUUCCAGCAGAACUAUCAGCUGGUGGUAUCAUUAUCCAAUAUUGGCUACCAAACGUGCAACCGUGGGUGUGGGCUCUAGUGAUUAUCGUCGUAUUAACAUCUAUCAAUAUGAUUGGUGUCCGAGGUUUCGGUGAACUGGAAUACUGGUUCUCCCUCAUCAAAGUCAUUGCCAUCAUCGUAUUCAUCAUCAUCGGCAUAGCAGCUGUCUGUGGUGCCUUCUCCUCUAUCGGCCGUGUAGGAUUCACAUACUGGACACCAACCGACGACCACCCAGAAUGGACUGCCUUUUCAAAUGGAAUCACUGGUAUCGCAUAUGCCUUCCCUACUGCGUUCUACAGUUUUGGUGGAACCGAAUUGGUUGGUAUCACUGCUGGUGAAGCUGCCAACCCAAGAAAGACAGUUCCAAGAGGUGCUGCCAACGUCAUGAACGCCGUAAUCUUAAUCUCCCUAUUAUCUGCUGCCAACUCUUCCAUCUACGCUGCAUCUCGAACCCUCAUGGGUAUGGCAGAGUCAGGUCUGGCACCCAAAAUCUUCGGUUUAGUAGACAAGCGUGGUGUCCCAUGGGUCUCCCUUGCCAUCUCCGUCCUUAUCGCCUGUAUCUCGUUCUUGGGUACCGUCUUUGGUAAUGGUAUUGUGUUUGCAUACCUCGUCAACAUCUUGGGUAUUGCUUCUCUCUUGACCUGGAUUACCAUCUGUAUUACCCACUUGCGUUUCCGUGCUGCAUACAAGGCACAAGGAUUCCAGCUUGCUGAUUUGCCUUUCAGGACUGUGACGUACCCUAUGAAUGACAUCUUCGCCAUUGUCAUUGGUUUCUUGAUCAUUGCUGCCCUUAUCUACGCAGCUGUUACAUCACCAUUCGUAGACCCAUACACCUACUACGACUCUUCCCUUUACGUCGGAAUUCCUCUAUUUGCCAUCCUGUACAUUGGCCACAAGCUCAUUACCCGUUCACCUUUGGUCCCACUCAUGGAGGUCGACUUGGUUUCAGACAGAUUCGUUGACGAAGUAUCUGAAUCAAACUGGUCUACACCAACCAAGAUUAUUGAGCUUAUCGCGUAG